Molecule: messenger RNA, 288 nt
Organism: Aspergillus heteromorphus CBS 117.55
Lineage: Eukaryota; Fungi; Ascomycota; Eurotiomycetes; Eurotiales; Aspergillaceae
Product: ubiquinol--cytochrome-c reductase subunit 8
Exons: 4
Coding region: 1-288 (95 amino acids)
Biological process (GO): mitochondrial electron transport, ubiquinol to cytochrome c
Source: RefSeq, a predicted model, not a curated record
AUGGGUGGCCACCUCGAUCCUAAGAAUGGAGUCUACCUCGGCUGGUGGGGUGACCUCGGCUCUGCUCCCCAGCGCAUCACCACCUACUCCAUGUCCCCCAACCGUCAGCGCCCUCUCGCCGGUACUGCCCACGCCGCCGUCUUCAACGUCUUCCGCAGAUUCCGUCACCAGGUCCUCUACGUCGCCCCCCCCUUCAUCGCGGCCUACGCCAUCAUGAACUGGGCCAUUGAGAAGAACGAGUACGUCAACUCCAAGCCCGGCCGCGCCGAGGCUGGUGAUGAAGAGUAA